CAAAACCUUAAACCUCCAAAUCUUGCCCCUCCAUGUCCAUAACCUUCGCCGUCAUCCCCUCGGUCUCUGUCACCGACAAUGGUCACAAAACUCAUGGUACACACCGAUGGCGCAGAAUAACCAGCAGCUACCCAAUUUCAACAACCCUGCCCCACGAUCCUCAAAUCAAGGAGGCAUACAACAAAGCCAACAACUUCUCGCCAUUAUCGAGCACCAGGCGUACCAGAUCCAGCAACAAGACCAGCAGAUCCAAGAGAUAAUCCACAAUAUACAGGCUAUAAAUGCCAGGGAGAUUGCUACAGAGGCUCGUGCAAAGAACGAAACGGUCAAGGCUGCAAACCAAAGCCAAUUAGACUUCGCCUUGAACUACCAAAACCAGUUGGACUUCCCUCUGGGUGCUGAGCUUCUCCCACUCCACGAUCUUCGAACUGGAGCUGUCAUACCAGGUUGUCCUCGAAACUAUCAGGAUUUUUGUGAACUCAGGGAGAGCGUGGCAGACCAGAUCCUCACUGCCCUCCAGCUCCCAGUCGAAAAGGGGCUAGAUGACAAGCUCUCCAAAAUUUACCACGAAUUAUUCUAAGACCAGGUACUAAGUAUGGCUGGAUCCUCCUCCACGAACAGUUCCCUCGUGGAGCUGGGAAGCGUUGUCCACAGCACAAUCGCCCUUGUCACUGAGCUCGAAACU
Messenger RNA from Phialemonium atrogriseum, 685 nucleotides. RefSeq lists its product as uncharacterized. NCBI's taxonomy places the organism in Eukaryota, Fungi, Ascomycota, Sordariomycetes, Cephalothecales, Cephalothecaceae. The transcript has 3 exons. Bases 107 to 580 code for a protein of 157 amino acids. The record is from RefSeq and is a predicted model, not a curated record.